AUGCUGAAAGUACGAAACUACGAUCUUGAUAUUAUAGUGAUAUACAGACCGCCUCACACAAACAAACAACUGUUUGUAAAAGAACUGGAACGAGUAAUUCAACGAGUGCCGAUUAAUCGGGAUAUAAUCAUGUUCGGUGAUUACAAUAUUGAUAUUUUGGAAGAUAAAUUGGACCAUAUCGCUUGUAGUUAUCUUAAUAUGUUAUCAUCACGAGGAUUACAGUGUGGAAUUCAAGACAUAACCCGCGAGGCAGUGAGUGCGGAGCGACGGACAGCCACAAGCAUCGAUCAUGUGUUCGUUAGAACUGAGAGCGCGUCAGAGGUGCAAGCGUAUUUACUUACGAGUCCAUUAGCUGAUCAUUACCUAACGGGACUCACCGCUGUUAUAGGUAAGCGUAUGCCGCAAAAUGUAUGCAAAACAAGUUUGAAUAACAAAGCGAUUGAGAAGAAGUUAGGUGAACAAUAUUGGAAUGAGCUUUUAAAUUAUGAUGACCCUAUCAGUUUAUAUAGUAGAAUCAAAACAAUUUUUUGUAAUAUAUAUAUGACUCAGCGCAAAUAA
This is a messenger RNA of Parnassius apollo (apollo), 558 nucleotides long. The record is from the annotation of a GenBank genome assembly. Lineage: Eukaryota; Metazoa; Arthropoda; Insecta; Lepidoptera; Papilionidae.